AUGACCUCUGUCUACAUUGGAGCCGCUGGUUCCGGUGGCUCGGCUGCACCAGGAGCCACAUCUCAGUAUUUCGGCGUGGGUGGUGGUGGAGGAGGAGGUGCAGGUGGUGGUAAACUGCCAGGUGGAGGAGGAAUGCCAGCAGGUGGUACCGGAGCACAAUCUGCCUAUUUUGGCGUUGGAGCUGGUGGUGCAGGAGCUCCUGGAGCACAAUCAGCAUACUUUGCCGUUACUCCAACAGCAGCUGGCGUGCCACCCGUUGGCGGCGGCGCCGCUCCGCCACCUCCAGUGGGUGGAGGAGGUGCUUCAACCAUGACCGCUGUGGGCGGUGCCCCAGGAGGACGUUCAACAAUGACCGCAGUUGGUGCUCCUAUGGCAGGUCCAGGAUCUACAAUGACUGCAGUUGGUGCUCCUAUGGGAGGUCCAGGAUCUACAAUGACAGCUGUCGGUGCUCCGGCCGGAGGAGCUUCAACCAUGACUGCUGUUGGCGCUCCAGGUGGACGUUCAACGAUGACCGCAGUUGGUGCUGUUGGUCCAGGAUCUACAAUGACUGCAGUUGGUGCCCCUGCCGGAGGUCCAGGUUCUACAAUGACCGCAGUUGGUGCUCCUAUGGGAGGUCCAGGAUCAACGAUGACUGCCGUCGGUGCUCCUGCUGGUGGAGCAGCUUCAACCAUGACUGCUGUAGGCGCUCCAGGUAAUGAUACAUGUUAUCGCGUCGAUUGUACUACCACUGUAACCAGUACACAGAGAUAG
Molecule: messenger RNA, 750 nt
Organism: Cooperia oncophora
Lineage: Eukaryota; Metazoa; Nematoda; Chromadorea; Rhabditida; Trichostrongylidae
Source: the annotation of a GenBank genome assembly